UACUUAAUGAAUACUUAGGUUUACUACGUUACUGUAUUUUAAUGUUGUCAUUAUGGUGGUACUUAAUGAAUACUUAGGUGUACUAUACUACUGUAUUUAAUGUUGUCAUUAUGAUGGUACUUAAUGAAUACGUAGGCCUACUAUGCUACUGUAUUUUAAUGUUGUUAUCAUGGUGGUACUUAAUGAAUACUUAGGUCUACUAAACUACUGUGUUUUGUUGUUGUCAUUAUGCUGGUACUUAAUGAAUAUUUAGGUCUACUACACUACUGUAUUUUAAUGUUGGUCUUUAUGGUGGUACUUAAUGAAUACUUAAGUCUACUACACUACUAUAUUUAAUGUUGGUCUUUAUGGUGGUACUUAAUGAAUACUUAAGUCUACUACACUACUUUAUUUAAUGUGUUCAUUAUGAUGGUACUUAAUGAAUACUUAGGUCUACUACACUACUGUAUGUUAUUGUUGUCUGGACUAAUUAUGUGAUUACUGUGAUGAACCUUGUUAAGCUCGUGCUAGACGUGAUCAUUUAGUGUUUCUAAAUAGCUGCAAAAAGACAUUUAAAGACGAUGAGAAAGCACGUUCACACCCACUUGGUGGCCUCACAAGUUAGGAAUCUACAGUUGGGCCAUGGCGCUGCUUUCUAUAGACCGCACCUGCUGGCUUCGCCUGGGUCCCUGGGGCACUCCCACUUUUGGGUGAAGUGCGACAGAGAGCCGGCAGAGAGCUUUUCCGCGCUCCGCCAGGCAGAAAACGGACUCGGUUCAGGAACGGAAAACUGGAACCGGACAUGUCCCGGGGCAGACAAGUGGAGCCCUCGUUGUGGCGCUCGUCUCGCUUACCCACCGCCGUGUCUCGUGACCGGAAGAGCCGCUCGCCCUACGGGAGGGCCAACGUCCAGGCCAAGCCCGACUCGUCGCCUAGUCUCACUGCGCGGUAUGCAAGUCCUCCUGGCCAUGCUGGAAUAGGAUCUCCUCAAAAGAAAAACACAAGGUUACCGGGACCUUCCAGGGUACCCGCUGCGGGCAGCGGGGCUUGCCGGAGUCCGGGCUCGUCCAAUCUGAACCGCCGCAGCCAGAGCUUCAACAGCAUCGACAAGAGCAAGCCUCUGCAGUACGCCAGCGGCAACGACCGAGAGGCGAUGAGGAGCACCCCUGCACCCGGGGGCUUGAACGGAAGCGGACUCGGCGGGACUGUUCCCGCCAGCCUCAGUGGGCAGCAGCUGGUCUCUGCCAUUCCCUCCCCCGCCGCUACUAAGUCAUGGCGCAGCAAGUCUAUGAACCUCAAGCACAGUGCCACUUCCUCCAUGCUGGCCAGUCCCACGCAUACGUCGACUCCGUCACCUUCAUCCAACAUCCAGGAGGGCAGUGACGGGUCCAAAGUCGGUGGACCCCACAGAUCCAUGCUUGAGAAAUUCCGCCUCAUCAACCCUCGGUCCGCCUCCCGGGUAUCACCGUCCAUGGCUGAGAUGGCUCUGCAGGAGGAGGACGACCUUUCAGAGUACGGGGACGAUGGAUUCACGCCCACCGGCUCCGUCUGCAGUGCUCCGACUAAACCUACCCCAACCAAGUCCAGCACGUCAACAACCAAGACCUCAUCUUCAAAGGGUGCCGGCAGGUCGGCGACCACGUCCAAAGACAAUGUGGACAAAAGCAAAACCGGGAGCAAGCUUCAGUCCAAAGAGGAGCGGGAGUCCUUUCCGGACUCCGCGAAGAAGACCUCCAAAAUUGCCAGCUUGGUACCUAAGGGAGCCAAGCAAGGGAAGAAAGAGCCGGCGGGAUCUAGUGGCAUACCCAAGCCAGGACUUAAGGCCCCCUCCACGACAAAGCCUCAGGGUCAGUCCCAAAGCCAGACGAGCCUGACCAGCACUGCCAAUCCGGAGCGAGCCAAGAUGGCAAAGGGCGGCCAGGGUCUCUACACCCAGCGCACCGGCGGUGGUCCGGAGGGCAAGAGAACCAACAUGACCUCCUCCACCAGCACUUCGGCCCUUUCUGGAUCCGGCGGCACGCUGGCAGGAGGAGGCGCCCUGGGUGGGAACGGUGUGGUUCAACUCCCACAGCAGCAACAGCACAACCACCCCAACACUGCCACCGUGGCCCCCUUCAUGUACAGGACCUUCUCGGAGAAUGAUUGCACCAUGGUGGCUCCAGCCGACCCCUGCCUCAGCCCCACCAAGGGGGAGCUGGUCUACAGCAAAACAGCCAAACAGUGCCUGGAGGAGAUAUCAGGAGAGGACCCCGAGACCAGACGAAUGAGGACGGUAAAGAACAUCGCUGACCUGCGGCAGAACCUGGAAGAAACCAUGUCCAGUCUCCGGGGGACACAGAUCAGCCACAGCACACUGGAGACCACCUUCGACACCACCGUCACCACCGAGGUCAACGGGCGCAGUCUCCCCGCCCUUGCCAGCCGCCCCUCCCCCAUGGCCUGGCGCCUGGGCCAGACGCCCACGCCGCGCCUGCAGGCGGGCGAGGCCCCCUCCGUGCCCGGCGGCUACGCUGCGCCCCGGGCUGCGGCGACGGGUGCCGGCGGCCCCGCGGCUGGGCGCUACGGCGGGAACCCUGACCCCUCCAGGUUUGUGUACAGCGCCCCCCUGAGGCGGACAGGGCCACGGGGGGAGCAGGGGGAGAGAGGAGGUGGCGGCGGGCUGGAAGGAGGGAAGCAGACGGAGGUGGCGGGGUACGUGAGCGACGGGGACGUCCUGGGGAAGAACGCCCGCAUGGAUGACGUCACCAGCGGAUAUCUAACCGACGGGGGUCUGCAUUUGUACGCGCGCAACACGGGCCGAGCGUCGGACUCGCCUUCUUCCCGAGAGACGUCUCACAGAGGCAGCAAGGAGAUGCAGGGCGACGUCGACAGCUGGGACGACAGCAGCUCGGUGAGCAGCGGCCUGAGCGACACCUUGGACAACAUCAGCACCGACGACCUGAACACGCCCGCCUACUCCUCGGUCAGCUCGCCGCGCAAAAGCAGGGGCGCCCAGUCGCAGAGAGGAAGUAAGUCCAAGCAUGCCGAGCAGGAAGUAAGCAGCAGCUGGGCCGGAGCCGAAGACCUGAAGAAGGUGGACGAGGAACUCGACGCGAACAUGGACCCCAAUGGCGCCUCCUCCCGCUGGAAGUCCUCCUCGUCCUCCCAACCCCACAGCCAAUACGAAGAGGCGGGUCAGAAAGCCACGGCGUUGGCCCAAAUAUCCCAGACCGGGUCAUUGAGAAGGGGCAUGACAGCCCAGGUGGGCAUCACACCACCUCGGACCAAGGGCACCUCUUCCCAUAAAACACCUGGCAAGACCGAUGAUGCCAAGGCUUCGGAGAAAGUCAAGGUGCCCUCCAAGAGCGCCUCUGGCAUCCAGCGCUCCCCGUCAGACGCUGGCAAGAGCAGUGGAGACGAAGGCAAAAAACCGCCGUCUGGGAUUGGACGCCCCCCCACCACGGGUUCUUUUGGAUACAAGAAGAUCCCUGGUGCCUCUGGGACUCUCGUUACCUCGAGUGGCGCCACGCUCUCCAGUGGUUCCGCCACUCUGGGAAAGGUCCCCAAAUCCUCAGCUGCCCUCGGCAAGAGCGCGGGCAUCGGUGGCGCGCGGAAGACCAGCCUGGAUGGCUCGCAGCCGCAAGACGACGGCGUCCUGCUCACCUGCGGGGGCUCUAAAGUGCCCCUCCAGUACCGCUCUCUGCCCAGACCGGCUAAAUCCUCCAACGUCGGCGGCAAAUCGGUCAGCGGUGGGACGGCGGCCGGAACCAAGCGCAGGGACGGCGGAAAAGCGGGCUCCAGCGACCGCUCCAGUCCCAACAACAUGAACCAGACGGACAAGGACAAAGUGACGGUAACGGACCAGGAUCCGGGUCUGUCCACGUCGCCAAAGUCCAGCCCGACGUCCUCUUCAACGGGGCAGACUAACCUCCGGCAACCGGGCUCCAAAUACCCCGACAUUGCCUCGCCGACCUUCCGCAGAUUAUUUGGCACCAAAGCCAGCAGCAAGGCCAGCUCGCCGGGCACGCCCGACUCUGGCAAGUGCCCCUCGACCCUGGGCAGCCCGCACGGUGCGCUGGCGAGGCAGCCCAGUCUGGAAUCGCCCUCUUCCGGCACCGGGAGCCUGGGCAGCGCUAGCGGGCCGAGCGGCGGCAGCAGCCCGCUGUACGGUAAAACCCCCGAGCCGUGCACCGAGUCCCCGGCCUCCAGCCCGGCCUCCGGCCUCUCGCUGCCCUCCAACGCUCGGCCCUGGCCCGCCUGCGGCUCGUCGGCCGGCAGCAAGGACACUCUGAGCUGCCAGAGCAUGAGCAGUCUGCACACCAGCUCUGAGUCCAUUGAUCUGCCUCCGGGCCACCACGGGCCAAAGGUUACCAGAACCGGCAGUGUCAAGUCCACCCUGUCUGAGGGCAUGCCUCUUGACAGAAACACGCUUCCCAAAAAGAGACUGAGGUACCCUCCCUCGUCUCGCCAGGCGUCCCACGAAGACGGAAUGGAGUGGCUCCGUUCCCACUCCACAGGGGGCCUUCAGGACACGGGCAGCCCCAUGUCCCCGCCCGGGACCUCCUGCACCGCCGCUGGGAAGUACCACUACUCCAACCUGCUCAGCCCCACCAACGUCCUGCACUACAACCUCCCGCCUGGCAGCAGCAACAUGAGUCGCUCCAACAGCAUCCCCGCUCACGACUCCUUUGACCUCUACGGGGAGGGCCACCCCCUGGGGGGCAGCGCCACCUCCCUGGAGGACCGCCCGCGGGCCAUCAGUCGCUCCAACUCUUUUAGGGACAGCACGGAUGAAGUCCACGGCUCUUCCUUGUCUUUGGUCUCCAGCACUUCGUCACUCUACUCCGCAACGGAGGAGAAGGCCCACUCCGAGGGCCAAACAGUCCAAAACUCCACGCAAAUCAGAAAGCUUCGCCGGGAGCUGGACGCGUCCCAGGAGAAGGUAGCGACCCUGACGUCCCAGCUGUCUGCCAACGCGCACCUGGUGGCCGCCUUCGAGAAGAGCCUGAGCAACAUGACGUGCCGCCUGCAGAGCCUCACCAUGACCGCCGAGCAGAAGGAGUCCGAAUUGGUCGAGCUGAGGGAGACCAUAGAGUCGCUGAAGACCCAGAACACCGACGCCCAGACGGCCAUACAGGUGGCGCUCAACGGCCCGGACCACCAGCACAAAGAUCUGCGCAUCAGACGGCAGCACUCGUCAGAGAGCAUGUCCAGCAUCAACAGCGCGGCCAGCCACUCCAGCAUGGGCAGCCUGGGCAAGGACGGCGAGGACAAGAACAAGAAGAAGAAGAAGAACUGGGUGGCUGAUUCCAUCCCAGCUCAGCUGCGCAGCUCCUUCAAGCACGCCUUCAGCAAGAAGAAGACCAAGUCUCAGUCGGCUGUCGACGAGAUGGAAGAGAUGGCAGACGCCGUGCCGUCCUCGCCCAAACUGCAGCACAACAACAGGCAGGGUAGCAUCGCCACGCUGCACUCCUCGCCCUCCGCCACAGAGCUGUGCGAGUGCACGGAAGCCGAGGCGGAAAUCAUCCUCCAGCUGAAGAACGAGCUGAGGGAGAAGGAGCUCAAGCUGACGGACAUCCGCCUGGAGGCGCUAAGCUCCGCCCACCACUUGGACCAGAUCCGGGAGGCGAUGAAUCGCAUGCAGAACGAGAUCGAGACGUUAAAAGCGGAGAACGACCGCCUCAAGUCCAGCGGCAACGCCACGCCGACGGCCACGCCCAUCAAGGCGGCCCGCCCGCCCUCCGAGACCUCCAGCACGUCCUCGUCCUCCUCGCGUCAGUCCUUGGGCCUCUCCCUCAACAACCUCAACAUCACCGACACCAUCAUGUCAGAUAUUCUGCUGGACGACAGCUACGAGGGAAACCUGCGCAAGGAAGGUCGCAGCGUGCGGAUCGUGGUCCACAUCAACAGCGGACCAAGUCGAACCAUGGGCACGCAAAUGCGGGAGUACCUGAUUGGCUCAAUCGGCGUCAGCGGGAAGACCAAGUGGGACGUCUUGGACGGCGUCAUUAGACGCCUCUUUAAGGAGUACGUGUUCCGGGUGGACCCGGUGACCAGCCUCGGUCUGAGCUCGGACAGCAUCGUCUGCUACAGGAUGGGCGAGGUGGUCCGCGCCCACUCCUUCGAAGUGCCUGAGCUGCUGCCCUGCGGCUACCUGGUGGGCGACAACGUCAUCAAGAUCCACCUGAAAGGCGUGAAAGACAACAGUGUUGACAGUCUGGUGUUCGACACGCUCAUCCCCAAGCCCAUCAUCCAGCGGUACCUCAACCUGCUGAUGGAGCACCGCCGCAUCAUCCUGUCGGGGCCCAGCGGCACCGGCAAGUCCUUCCUGGCCGCCAAGCUGGCCGAGUUCGUGGUUUCCCAGCUGGGCCAGGAGGUGACGGAGCACAACGUGGCCCGCUUCAACGUGGACCAGAACUCCAGCAAGGACCUCCAUCAGUACCUGUCCAACCUGGCGGAGCGCUGCAACUCCUCGGGGAAGGACACAAAACUUCCCAGCGUGGUCAUUCUGGACAACCUCCAUCAUGUUGGCUCACUCAGCGACAUAUUUAACGGCUUCCUCAACUGCAAGUAUCAUAAAUGCCCCUAUGUGAUUGGGACCAUGAACCAGGGCGUCUCCUCCUCCCCCAACCUGGAGCUGCAUCACAACUUCAGGUGGGUGCUGUGUACCAACCACACGGAGCCUGUCAAAGGCUUCCUGGGCCGCUUCCUCCGGAGGAAGCUGAUCGAGACGGAGCUGGCCAAGAACAUGCGCAGCAACGAGCUGAUCAAGACCAUAGACUGGAUCCCCAAGACCUGGCAUUACCUCAACGGCUUCCUGGAGGCGCACAGCUCCUCCGACGUCACGAUAGGUCCCCGGCUCUUCCUGUCCUGUCCCAUGGAGGUGGAAGGAUCCCGGGUCUGGUUCACGGACCUGUGGAACUACUCGCUGGUGCCCUACCUGCUGGAGGCUGUCAGGGAAGGACUUCAGCUGUACGGCAAGCGGGCGGCGUGGGAGGACCCGUCCAAGUGGGUGAGCGACACGUACCCGUGGAAGGGCCCCACGCUGCAGCAGGAGGGCCAAUCGCUGCUGCAGCUGAGGCCCGAGGACGUGGGCUACGAGGGCUACAGCUCGUCCAAGGAGGGCGCCUCGUCCAAGCAGAUGUCCCAGAGCGACACCGAGGGGGACCCCCUGAUGAACAUGCUGCUGAGGCUGCAGGAGGCAGCCAACUAUUCCAGCACGCAGAGCUGCGACAGCGACAGCACCGGUCACCAUGACGACCAGCUGGACUCCUCGCUGGAGUCGGCGUUAUGAGGCGCCGAGUAGCGCUCUCCCGUCCACAUCUGUGAGGCAAAGUCCCAGGUGACAUGAUAUCGUGCAGAUACAUGAUAUCGUACAGGUGACAUGAUGGCGUACAGGUACAUGAUAUCGAACAGAUACAUGAUAUCGUACAGAUGACAUGAUAUAGUACAGGUGACAUGAUGUCGUACAGAUACAUGAUAUCGUACAGAUGACAUGAUAUCGUGCAGGUAUUUGCAACAGUUGAUGUCAGCAGCAAGUGGAACAUGUUUACAGGAGGAGGGCAGGUAAUAUUCUUCAUGUUUACACAGGUGCUUCUCACACGCAUGCACUUAAAGACAGGAAGGAAGGUGUUCAUUGGUCCAAACUCCCCCCCAUGUGACCCUUUGAGCAAGGCAUGAUCGCUGCUGAUGUGAGGGGUGUUUAUCCAACCUAGAUGAAUGUGUGCUACAGGUGCGCUUCCUGUGUGACGUGCCCCUUACUAAACAUCCAACAACACCCGCUGUGCCGUAAACAUCAUAGUUUGGACUGUUGGGGUUAUUUUGAAAUACAUUUUCUGACAAGUGAGGUCAUCCAGACGUCCCGCCCCUCAAACUUGUGCUGCAAAAAUGUUAUAUUAUAUUUUAAUUUCAAGUAAAUCAUUGACAGAAAAAUCCAAUUAUUUGAAACUGAUCCUAUCUUUUUUUCCUCUAUUUUAUUUUACAAAAAUCCAUUCCCAUAUAUGAUUUUCAAUGUGUAUCAUAUUUGACACAUCGGGUCACACAAUACUAUUUUGAUGUUUUUUUCUCAUAACAAACCAAAAUAUAAUAUGACACGCAGAAAUAUCAAUUUCCAAUUCCAUAUAUGAUUUUCAAUGUGUAUCAUAUUUGACACAUCGGGUCGCACAAUACUAUUUUGAUUCAAUAUUCAAUACAAACCAAAACAUAAAUAUCCAUCCUGUUAUUUCCAGACAUUAAAAUAUCACAACACACACACACACACACCAAGUGUUUGCCACAAAAUAGUACAGUAAAUUCACCUCAUGUAAACAUUGUAUUUAUUUGAAACAUCUCAUUUAUAAUGCAUGAAAUGUAAUAAAAUACCAAUUGACUAAUUUAGAGUUACACUACCUUUCAUGCCUGAUGUUUCAAAUGUGAUGCACACAUUUUCAACAUCGUCUCACUACAUAUUAUACAAUUAUGAGUAAUUUAAUGGAUUAACUUUUUGUACUGAUGUGUCAGUUAAAAAUAUGAAUUUCUCUAACCUUUUCCCUUUCAAAUUUGGUGAAGUUUCUCUUAAAAAUCAGGUGUUUUUCAUUUUUAUUUGUGGCAGUCUCACUGGACAGCCCUUUAAAAAGUCAAGUAUGGCCCUCGUGUAGAUUAUACGUGUAUUGCAUGCAUCUAAUCUGAUACGUCAGGCUUUUUGGAGAAAAACGGAUUACACUGAUGAUGUAGAGGGCUCAAUAACAUUUGUGUUUCACUUAUGAUACAUUGGGUGUUACAGGUUUAAAGUAUUAAUGUUUUAUUAUUCGCAACUACCCACUUUGUCAAAAUCUCCCCAAACUUGUCGCCUGCAAAAAAUAUUUUUUGUAACAAUUUUAAUUGUAGUGGUAUGGGGCUGGUUAUGAAAACUAUUUAUUUUUUUAAACGUUAACGUGAAAUCUGUAAUAGUUAGACAAAAACAUUUUGCAGCAGAGGGCUCAAUAACAUUUAUGUAUCACUUAUGAUAUGUUGGGUGUUACUGGGUUACUUUGUCAAAAUCCCCCCAAACGAUUUUAAUUGUCAUGUUAUGGGGCUGGUUAUUAAAAUUAUUUAUUUUAUUUAUUUUUUUAACGUUAAUAUCGUGGAAUCUGUAUUAGUUAGACGAAAACAGUUUGCAGCGCAAAUGUUUGGGACAGUUUUUGGAGGGUUUUUUUUAGAAAAUGUAUUUGUAUUAUAUAUAUUUAUUCAAAUUUCCUUGUAAUCUGACUAUAUUUUUCAGUAAAAGAGAUGGAAUUUGUACCUUAAUUACUAGGUAAAAAGUCCAUAUAAUAUCCCAAAAAUAUGGUCUAAUUACAAUACAUUUUUAAAAAGUAUAUGAAUAUGAUGAUGUAGAGGGCUCAAUAACAUGUAUGUAUCAUUUAUGAUACAUUGGGUGUUACAGGUUUACUUUGUCAAAAUCCCCCCAAAUGUGUCCCCUGCAAAAAUAUUUCGUGUAACGAUUCAAAUUUUCAUUCUAUUGGGCUGGUUAUGAAAAUAAUUGAUUUUUUUUAAAUGUUGAUAACGUGAAAUCUGUAAGUUAGACCAAAACAUUUUGCAGCGCAAAUGUUUGGGGCAGUUUUUUUGAGUUUUUUUAGUUUUUAUUAUUUAGUUAUUAUUUUAACGUGAUGUGUCCUUGAGUGCCCAAAAAAUGUAUUUUUAUUAUACUUUUUCAAAUGUUCUUGUAAUCAGACCAUAUUGUCGGUAUAUUGGAUGGACUUUUUACCUUAAUUAUUAGGUAAAAAGUCCAUCUAAUAUACCGAAAAUAUGGUCUGAUUACAAGACAUAUUUAAAAUGUUAAUGAAUAAGAAGACAUAAUGAACCUUUUUAAACAAUAUAUUACUAUUAUUAUUAGGGGGGGGAGAUGACGUCACAAGUCAGAAAAUGUAUUUCUGAAUAAUUAAAAAAUGCUGACGGCACAAAAUAAAAAUGUUUACAGUACAAACAUAGCACACAAAAAAUGCCAGUGUUAUUUAAUAUUUUCUGAUGACAAGGGAGGGUGCCAACUUCACACAAGUCCGAGGGGGAAGGAGGGGGGGGUGGGCUGGCCUCCCACCAGGACCCCCCUCCCUCAUUACCGGCCCUGGGCGUCUACCACGUCACGCUCUGUCCGCCAUGUUACUUUGAAGAAAAAUUGGAUAAGUGCCAACGUUUGCCCAUUUGUGCUCCUGCCAAAUAGUGCGCACUUGAGCAAAAUGGACUCUACGGACUGCGACAAGCAGGCAGGCAGCGCCCCCCUGUGGCCGCACUCGGUGCAGGUACAUAUAAAAAAAGAACACUUUACGAGGACUUCGGUGCUUUCUCGCUGCCUUAAAUGUGCAAACGUUUGCUUCCACUUAAGAGGCUAAUAUGGAUGAUGAAUUUUGCUUCCUUUUUUUUCAAAACCAGCCUUUCAUUUCCUACCAGUCCCACUAUAAAGUGCAAAAUAAGGAGUUUAUGUACGUGAAUUCAGAGCUGAUUAAUAGUGUACAAAGUAUACAAAUAUAUAUAAAUAUGUGUAUAAAAAGGUUUGUUUCGGUUAGAUCUGUCGGCCCAGUUGAGCUGGGCUCACUUGUACUAAAAGGAGCACAAUUCAUGUUUUGGUGUUGGGGGCCGGCGAGCAAGAGAUAUUUACCUUUAUGUACAAAGAACAAGACGUAUUGGACACAAGCCAUCUGUUGGUUGCUUUUGCACACCUGGGCAGGUUGUAAAUACCUAGAGUCUUGCACAGAGAAUCUGAGGUGUGUUAGUAACUCACCUGCUAUUGUGGACAUGCAGAGGAAAAAGAUGCAAAAAGUUUGUGUGUGCGUGUGUGUGUGUGUCUGGUGGUGUUUGCCCACGCAGCACACACACUGUUCAACCAGGGGCGUCCAAACUUUUCCAAUGAAAAAUGAAAGCAUGCAAGAGCCUUUUCGAUAUUUUUCAUUUUCAAAAACAAUACAAUUCAUCGAUUUAUGGCCCAAAAGGGUCAUAAAAAUUAUUUAAAAAAGGCACCAAUUAUUUUAUUUUUAUUUUUAUUGUUUUGCAUUCCAUGCUUGAAUCUCUAAUGGAAUAUGUGAUAUAAAGUAAUUGGAGCCAUAAAGAAAAACAUCAAUAAUUUAAAACAUUUCUUUUAUCUUUUUUUUUUUUUUGGGGGGGGGGGGGGUG
Nerophis ophidion (straightnose pipefish) is the source of this 11079-nucleotide messenger RNA. It is a transcript of the gene nav3, whose product is annotated as neuron navigator 3. The coding region runs from base 782 to 7252 and encodes 2156 amino acids. The transcript has 36 exons. Gene Ontology annotation, biological process: neurogenesis; nervous system development. Lineage: Eukaryota; Metazoa; Chordata; Actinopteri; Syngnathiformes; Syngnathidae. Gene Ontology annotation, molecular function: ATP binding; protein binding; ATP hydrolysis activity. The record is from RefSeq and is a predicted model, not a curated record.